This is a messenger RNA of Lepus europaeus (European hare), 6230 nucleotides long. RefSeq names its product zinc finger protein 271-like. Gene Ontology annotation, molecular function: DNA-binding transcription factor activity, RNA polymerase II-specific; RNA polymerase II cis-regulatory region sequence-specific DNA binding. NCBI's taxonomy places the organism in Eukaryota, Metazoa, Chordata, Mammalia, Lagomorpha, Leporidae. The transcript is spliced from 6 exons. Gene Ontology annotation, biological process: regulation of transcription by RNA polymerase II. The record is from RefSeq and is a predicted model, not a curated record.
GAGUUGGGAACGGAAGUUCAUUUACUGAUCAGAGAGGGCCCUGAGGGGCCGCGCUGCUCCUUCUCCCGCAUUCACUGGGGAGUCUUGCUCUGCAAGUGCAGUUGCAGGCAGUUCGGGAGCACACGCCCCAGACCUGCCGCCUGCCGCUUCUGUGCCUCUGCAUCUGCCACCGUGGGUCCCAAGUUCCAGCGACUCCUGUCCCACACUCCCCGCUUUGCUCCCCGUGUGUCCUGAAGAAAGGGGACCUGCUCCCGAGAUUUUCCACGGUGAUGAUAGCAUUUGAAGACCUGGCUGUGUACUUUAGCUGGGAGGAAUGGCAGAAAAUGAACAAUGCUCAGAAAACCCUGUACAGAGGUGUGAUGCUGGAGACCUACAGCAGCCUCUUCUCCUUGGGGCACUGCAUUACCAAACCUGACUUAAUCUUCAAGUUGGAGCAAGGAGCAGAGCCAUGGAUGGUGGAAGAAUGCCUGAAUCAGAGCCUUCCAGUGGUCGUGAAAAGGGAUCACCUGAUUAGCAUCAACCAGGAAAGUCAGGACAAAAAUCUGAAUCAGGAUUUUAAGAAAAAUAACAAGACAUCAGCUCUCAAGAGAGUUGAAUUAAGAAAAACCAUUACUUUAAAUUCAAGCCAUAUUCCAACACUGAUUAUUAAAAAGGGAACCUAUUCACAAUUGAAGCCCGAGGAAUUCAGUAAAUGUCACACUGUUUAUCCCCACAGUGGGCCUGAUCAACUACAGGAUGGAGAGAAAUUUGAUAACACUAAGAUACCUGGAAAUUCUCUCCAGUUCUGUGAGCCUUUUGGUCAGCAUGACAAGAUUCACAUCAUGAAGCAGCCAUUUGGAACCACUGCACAAGCAAAAUUCUUCACAAGAAUGAUGCUCUGUAAAUCUGAGAGGGUUCCUAUGGCAGAAAACUGUAAUAAAUCAACUGUCACUUUUGGAAAAGUAACUCAAAUAGAAAAAGCUAUCCAUGAAACUUCUAGCCUCAAUAUGCAUCAACAAACUCACACAGGAAAGAAAUUUUAUAAGUACAUUAAGUAUGUUGAACCUGUCAUUCACCAGCCACAACUUGCAAUAAAUCACGGACUAAAUACAAGGGGAAAAUUCUCUAAAGGUAAACCUUGUGAAAAUUCACUCAGUUUUAAUUCACCUUAUGAAUGUAAUGACUGUGGAAAAGGCUUUGGACAAAAGUCAGUCCUAAGGAAACAGAAGCAAAUUCACACUGAGGAGAAACCUCAUGAAUGUAAUUACUGUGGAAAAGCUUUUGGACACAAGUCACACCUCAUAAACCAUCAGCGAAUUCACACAAGGGAGAAACCUCAUAAAUGCAAUGACUGUGGAAAAGCCUUUGGACAAAAAUCACACCUCUUCAUACACCAGAGAAUUCACACAGGGGAGAAACCUCAUAAAUGUAAUGACUGUGGAGAAGCCUUUGGACACAAGUCAGACCUCAUAAUACACCAGCGAAUUCACACAGGAGAGAAACCCUAUGAAUGUAAUGACUGUGGAAAAGCCUUUGGACACAAGUCAGUCCUCAUGAAACAUCAGCGAAUUCACACAGGGGAGAAACCUCAUAAAUGUGAUGACUGUGGAAAAGCCUUUGGACGAAAAUCACACCUCAUCAUACACCAGAGAAUUCACACAGGGGAGAAACCUCACAAAUGCAAUGACUGCAGAAAAGCCUUUGGACGAAAGUCACACCUCAUUAUACACCAUAGAAUUCACACAGGGGAGAACCCUCAUAAAUGCAAUGACUGUGGAAAAGCCUUUGGACACAUGUCAUACCUCCUCAUACAUCAGCGAAUUCACACAGGGGAGAAACCCCAUGAAUGUAAUGACUGUGGAAAAGCCUUUGGACACAAGUCAGACCUCAUGAAACAUCAGCGAAUUCACACAAGGGAGAAACCUCAUAAAUGUGAUGACUGUGGAAAAGCCUUUGGACAAAAAUCACACCUUAUCAGACACCAGAGAAUUCACACAGGGGAGAAACCUCAUAAAUGUAAUGACUGUGGAAAAGCCUUUGGACACAAGUCAGACCUCAUCAUACACCAGCGAAUUCACACAGGGGAGAAACCUCACAAAUGCAAUGACUGCGGAAAAGCCUUUGGACGAAAGUCAAACCUCAUCGUACACCAGAGAAUUCACACAGGGGAGAAACCUCAUAAAUGCAAUGACUGUGGAAAAGCCUUUGGACACAAGUCAUACCUCCUCAUACAUCAGCGAAUUCACACAGGGGAGAAACCCCAUGAAUGUAAUGACUGUGGAAAAGCCUUUGGACACAAGUCAGUCCUCAUGAAACAUCAGCGAAUUCACACAGGGGAGAAACCUCAUAAAUGUGAUGACUGUGGAAAAGGCUUUGGACAAAAAUCACACCUCAUCAUACACCAGAGAAUUCACACAGGGGAGAAACCUCAUAAAUGUAAUGACUGUGGAAAAGCCUUUGGACAAAUGUCAGUCCUCAUGAAACAUCAGCGAAUUCACACAGGGGAGAAACCUCAUAAAUGUGAUGACUGUGGAAAAGCCUUUGGACACAAGUCAAACCUCAUCGUACACCAGAGAAUUCACACAGGGGAGAAACCUCAUAAAUGUAAUGACUGUGGAAAAGCCUUUGGACACAAGUCAGUCCUCAUGAAACAUCAGCGAAUUCACACAGGGGAGAAACCUCAUAAAUGUGAUGACUGUGGAAAACCCUUUGGACACAAGUCAGACCUCAUCAUACACCAGUGAAUUCACACAGGAGAGAAACCCUAUGAAUGUAAUGACUGUGGAAAAGCCUUCGGACACAAGUCAGACCUCAUCAUACACCAGCGAAUUCACACAGGGGAGAAACCUCACAAAUGCAAUGACUGGAAAAGGGAGAAACCUCACAAAUGCAAUGACUGUGGAAAAGCCUUUGGACACAAGUCACACCUCAUUAUACACCAGAGAAUUCACACAGGGGAGAAACCUCAUAAAUGCAAUGACUGUGGAAAAGCCUUUGGACGAAAGUCAUACCUCCUCAUACAUCAGCGAAUUCACACAGGGGAGAAACCCCAUGAAUGUAAUGACUGUGGAAAAGCCUUUGGACACAAGUCAGUCCUCAUGAAACAUCAGUGAAUUCACACAGGGGAGAAACCUCAUAAAUGUGAUGACUGUGGAAAAGGCUUUGGACAAAAAUCACACCUCAUCAUACACCAGAGAAUUCACACAGCGGAGAAACCUCAUAAAUGUAAUGACUGUGGAAAAGCCUUUGGACACAAGUCAGUCCUCAUCACACACCAGAGAAUUCACAUGGGGCAGAAACCUCAUAAAUGUAAUGACUGUGAAAAAGUCUUUGGGCAAAAGUCACACCUCAUCAUACACCAGCAAAUUCACACAGGGGAGAAACCUCAUAAAUGUAAUGACUGUGGAAAAGCCUUUGGACACAAGUCAUACCUCCUCAUACACCAGAGAAUUCACACAGGGGAGAAACCUUAUAAAUGUAAUGACUGUGGAAAAGCCUUUGGAUGAAAGUCAUACCUCAUCAUACACCAGAGAAUUCACACAGGGGAGAAACCUCAUAAAUGUAAUGACUGUGGAAAAGCCUUUGGAUGAAAGUCACACCUCAUCAUACACCAGAGAUUUCACACAGGGGAGAAACCUCAUAAAUGUAAUGACUGUGGAAAAGCCUUUGGACAAAUGUCAGACCUCAUGAAACAUCAGCAAAUUCACACAGGAGAGAAACCCUAUGAAUGUAAUGACUAUGGAAAAGCUUUUGGCCAUAAGUCAGUCCUCAUGAAACAUCAGCAAAUUCACACAAGGCAGAAACCUCAUGAAUAUAAUGACUGUGGAAAAGACUUUUUAUGAAAGUCACACCUCAUACCACAAGAGAAUUCACAGAGGGGAGAAACCCCAUGAAUUUAAUGAGCGGGGGAAAGCAUUUGGACAAAAGUCAGUCUUUAGGAAACAUCAGAGAAUACACAGGGGAGAAACCUCAUGAAUGUAAUGACUUUGGAAAAGCCUUUGGACAAAAGACAAACCUCAUAUCAUAGUAGAGAAUUCACACAGGGUAGAAAACUCAUGAUUGUAAUAACUGUGGAAAAGCAUUUAGCCAUAAGUCAACCUUCAUCAUGCAUCAGAGAAUUCACACAGGGCAAAAUCCUUGAGAAUGUAAUGACUGGCAAAGCCUUUGGACAAAAGUCAAACCUCAUAAUGCACCAGAGAAUGCACACAGUGUUGAAACUUCAUGAGUGUAGUGACUAUGGGAAAACUUUUGGUCUUAAGUUCCAACUCCAACUGCAUCAGAGGAUUCACACAGGGAAAUAACAUUAUAAAUGUAAUGGCUGUGGAAAAGCCUUUUUCUAUAAAUUAUACCUCAUAUCAAAACAGAAUUCACACAGGGAAGAAACCUUAUGAAUCUAAUGAGUGUGGGAAAGCCUUUUGUUCUAAAUCAUAGCUCAUAUCACACCAGAGAAUUCACACUGGGGAGAAACGUCAUGAAUGCAAUGACUAUAGAAAAGCCCUUGGCAAUAAGUCACAUCUCAGAAUGCGUCAGAAAAUUCACAUGAAGAGAAACCUUUUGGACAUAAUGACUUGGAAAGCUUUUUCCCAUAAUGCAGUCCUCAUUGCACAUCAUCUAAUUCAUAUGGGGGAAAACACUUUGGAUCUAAUGCAUAUGGAAAAGCCUUUAUCCAUAAGUUAACACCUCAUAAAACAUCAGAAUUCACAUGGGGGAGAAACCUUAUGAAUGGAAUGAGUGUUGGAAAACUCUACCAAAAUCACACAAUAUAACAUCAGAAAAUUGAUUACAUGAUAGAAAUCUUGUAAUAAGUGUGGGAAAGCCUUUUGUCAGAAGUAAUACCUCAUAACACAUGUAGUUUGAACAAGGGAGAGAACUUUUUCCAAAAUCAACAUAACCGUGUGACAGAGCCUUUUGCUGGAAAUUACAUCCCAUACAAUAGGCACUCCCAUAAGGAAGAAAGAUUAGGACCAGCGCUGUGGCACAGUAGGUUAAAGCCCUGGCCUGAAGCACUGGCAUACCAUGUGGGCACUGGUUCUAGUCCUGGCUGCUGCUCUUCUGAUACAGCUCUCUGCUAUGGCCUGGGAAAGCAGUAGAAGAUGGCCCUGCACCCACAUGGGAGACACAAAAGAAGCUCCUGGCUACUGGCUUCUGAUUGCUGCAGCUCCAGCCAUUGCAUCCAUCUGGGGAGUGAACCAGCAAAUGGAAGACCUCUCUCUCUCUACCUCUCUCUGUAACUCUGUCUUUCAAAUAAAUAAAGUAAAUUGUUAAAAAAGGAAGAAAGGUUAGAAAUAUUAGUGUGAGAAAAAGCCAUUUGUCAGAAAUUGAUCACUAUACAUCAGAGAAUUCACACAAAGGGUUUCUUUGGAGUGUAAUGAAUGUGGAAGUAUAUUUUCAUGGUAUUCAGGCUGUCAUAAAUAUGCAACUCAAAAAAGGUGAUAUCCUUCAAGUGCAGUAGAUAUGAAAAAACCAUAACCAGAAAUUAAACAGGCUCGCACCAUGGUGCAGUAGGAUAAUCCAGUUCUAGUCCCAGCUGUUUCUCUUCCAAUCCAGCUCUCUGCUGUGGUCUAGGAAAGCAGUGGAAGAUGGCCAAAGUGCUUGGGCCCCUGUACCCCUGUGGAGACCAGGAAGAAGCUCCUGGCUCCUGGCUUUGGAUCAGGGCAGCUCUGGCCAUUGUGGCCAUCUGGGGAGUGAACCAACAGAAGGAAGACCUUUAUCUCUGUCUCUCUCACUGUCUGUAACACUACCUAUCAAAUUAAUUAAACAUCAACAAACACCAGAGAAUUCAUACAGCAAAAUGUCAAAUUUAAUGAAUGUGAAAAAAUUGUUCUGCCAUUAAUCAAUUCACAUGAAGAGACUCAGAAAUGAGAAAACAUACAUGCAUAGAAAAGUUAUAUGCCAUACGUCAUCUCUCAAUGGUUACCUGACAACUCACAGAAAGAAAAUAUCCUAUGACUGUAUUGUAUUGGGAAAUACCUUUAUUAUUAGGCAAACUUCCACAAAACAUAUCAAGAUUACAGAGAGAAGUCCCUGAAGUAUAAUUUGUUUGAAAGAAUUCUUUGGUGGAAUCACACCUUAGUAAGUAUUGGGGCAGUUUUCAUGAUGAAUUGUGACAGAGAGUGGUUAACCGUUCUUCAGAAAUUUUUUCUCUUAUACAACCUGUAGUUUUGGUUUCUCAUUAUUGUGAGUGGGAUCAAGUAUAUGAACUGAACUGUACUCUCUUAUGUAAAUUUUGUUAAUAAAUAUCUAAAAGUUGA